Lichtheimia ornata is the source of this 1200-nucleotide messenger RNA. RefSeq lists its product as uncharacterized. The record is from RefSeq and is a predicted model, not a curated record. Gene Ontology annotation, biological process: cytoskeleton-dependent cytokinesis. Gene Ontology annotation, cellular component: cytosol; cell division site; septin ring. Gene Ontology annotation, molecular function: GTPase activity; GTP binding; molecular adaptor activity. Lineage: Eukaryota; Fungi; Mucoromycota; Mucoromycetes; Mucorales; Lichtheimiaceae. The transcript is spliced from 7 exons. Bases 1 to 1200 code for a protein of 399 amino acids.
AUGACUGUCUCAUCACCUACUGAAGUGGCACCUCCGCCUCCCCGUGCACCCAUCACAUCCACGGGAACUGGUAUUGCAAAUCUUCCUAACCAGCGUCACAAAAUCGUUGCCAAGAAUGGUGCCAACUUCACGUUGAUGGUGUGCGGUGAAUCGGGUGUGGGCAAGACAACCUUUGUCAAUACCCUUUUUACAUCCACCAUCAAGGAACCCAAGAAUUUAAGCAAACGUCGCUUGCGUUCUAAUAACAACAAGACCGUGCAAAUCCAGAUUACCAAAGCCGAGCUGGAGGAGAAAAUGUUCAAAGUCAAGCUCACCAUCAUCGACACUCCCGGCUUUGGUGAUUAUGUCAAUAAUCGCCAUAGCUGGAUCCCUAUUGUGAACUUCAUUGAUGACCAACAUGAAAGAUACAUGCGACAAGAGCAGCAGCCUUCGCGUGAAGGGUUGGUGGACAUGCGUGUCCAUGCAUGCUUGUAUUUUAUAAAACCAACAGGCCACACAUUAUCGCCUUUAGACAUUGAAGUCAUGAAACGUUUAGGCUCACGUGUCAACUUGAUACCUGUCAUUGCUAAGGCUGAUACUUUGACACCUGCUGAUUUAGCAAAGUUUAAGCAAAACAUUCGGGAGGUGAUUUCAGCACAAGAAAUUCAAGUAUACUCGUGCCCUAUUGAAAGCGAGGAUGAAAUGACUACCAAGCGCAACGCAAACAUUAUGGCUGCACUACCUUUUGCUGUGAUUGGGUCAACCGAAGAGGUGGUGACGCCAGAUGGUCGACGCGUCAAGGGUAGACAAUAUAGUUGGGGUUGCGCUGAAGUUGAGAAUGACGAGCACUGCGACUUUAGAAAGCUGCGUAGCUUGUUGAUCCGGACUCACAUGCUGGAUCUUAUCACUACCACUGAGGAGCUGCAUUAUGAAAACUACCGCCAAACACAAAUGGAAACGAGGAAGUUUGGUGAUCCAAGAUCUCAACCCACGGAGAAUGCUAAAUUCAAGGAAGAGGAAGAAAUGCUUCGUAAGCGUUUUACAGAACAAGUCAAGGCUGAAGAAGGCCGGUUCCGAAAAUGGGAGCAACAACUAUUGAGUGAAAGGGAUCGAUUGCACAAGGAAUUGGAGCAACAAAGUGAACGUAUCAAGGAAUUACAAAGUGAAAUGGAUUCAUAUUAUUAUAAUCAUCACAAUUCGCCUAGAGCUGUUAGAAGAUAA